Messenger RNA from Hypanus sabinus (Atlantic stingray), 9516 nucleotides. Its product is annotated as bridge-like lipid transfer protein family member 3A. The transcript has 21 exons. The coding region runs from base 203 to 4627 and encodes 1474 amino acids. The record is from RefSeq and is a predicted model, not a curated record. NCBI's taxonomy places the organism in Eukaryota, Metazoa, Chordata, Chondrichthyes, Myliobatiformes, Dasyatidae.
AGGCGGCCGCCUGGCCGGGGUUCCGACGCUGGCCGCCAGGUGGCGGACGGGGGCCCGGUCUCUCCCCAGCCCAUCUUGCCGGCAAUGGGCGGUCAUUUCAGUGGGAUGGUUGUUCGGCAGACGGAGAGUGCAACCGGCGUCCGGGCGUCGUGGCCGGCGGCCUGACCGGUUUGGCGGAUCUGCGGUCGGGAACGGGCGCAGGAUGGCUGGGCUUAUCAAGAAGCAAAUUCUCAAACACCUGUCCAGGUUUACAAAGAACCUCUCACCUGACAAAAUCAAUCUAAGUACGCUCAAAGGGGAAGGUCAACUGACAAAUCUGGAGCUUGAUGAAGAAGUAUUGCAAAAUGUCCUAGAUCUGCCCACGUGGUUGGCUAUCACCAGAGUGUACUGCAAUAAGGCAGCCAUCAGGAUACAAUGGACGAAGCUCAAGACCCAUCCUAUUUCUCUGUUCCUUGAUAGAGUUGAGGUAGCAAUGAGGACUUGUGAGGAACCUCGUCCUCCAAAUGGGCCCUCUCCAAUUGCCAUUACAGCAGGUCAAAGUGAAUAUGGCUUUGCUGAAAAGGUUGUAGAGGGAAUGUCCAUUGUAGUAAAUUCUAUUGUUGUUAAAAUUGAAGCAAAAGCAUUCAGCACUUCGUUUGAGCUAUGGCAGCUGCAAGGUUAUAGUGUAAAUCCCAAGUGGCAACAGAGUGAUUUACGAUUCACAAGGAUUACAGAUCCAGAACGAGGGGAGGUUUUGACUUUUAAGGAAAUAAAUUGGCAAACACUUCGUAUUGAAGCUGAUGCCAUCCCAGGUGAUCAGAGCAUUAUCAGCACACCGCUAAGACUCAUCACCAAUCAAUCAAAAAUCAGACUUGUACUUAAGAGAAGGGUGAAGGAUUGCAAUGUAGUGGGCUCAAAGCUCAUGUUCCUGUUGGAUGAUUUGCUAUGGGUUCUCACUGACUCACAGCUAAAAGCAAUGAUUGAAUAUGCUCAGUCUCUCAGUGAGGCCAUGGAGAAUUCUGCCAAGCAGCGGAAGAGAAUGGCUCCAGACACGGCAGGGACUAGUGGCCUAGCAACUACUACUCACCAGCAAAGAACACCUCCAGCACAUACAAGUAACAGCUCAAACAGCAUUAGCCAGUACUUUGAAUUAUAUGAUGUGAAAGAAUCAUCCUAUCAUAGUCAAAUCUCACGGCUGGAUUUACAUAUUUGUGAUGAUGGUCUCCCAAUGGAAGAAGGAGUGUCCAAACAUCGAAUAGCUGGAGGAGCUAUACAGUUAACAUUUAAAAAUCUGAGCCUGGAUUACUACCCCUUCCACUGGGCAAAUGAUAGUUGUAAACACUGGGUUAGGUACUCUGAAGCCAUGGAAUCCAGAGCACAAUGGGUCCAAGACCUGCUGCAAGAGUUUCAGUCCAAAGUACAAACAAUAAUAGAUCACAGUGAGGAUGCAACAGGUGGGAAAUCUCCAAUGAAAGAAUCGCCGAGUAAAUGGAAAGUAGGGUCACCAGGUUGGAAGGCUUAUAAAAGACGAGCAAGUGACCAAUCGACAGGAGCUACUUCCCCUGAUUCUUGUAAAGUGCCAUGGAGUAAGCUGCUCUCCAGUUGUGUGGUUGUCCGUGUUGAUGACUUGGACGUUUAUCAGGUCUCAGCAGCGGGUCAGCAUGGUAAGAAGCCUACAACCUUACUUUCCUGUAACAGGGUAUCCUACCAUCUUCCACUCGACAUGUCAGCAAUUCACAUUGAAUUUACUGAAUACUAUUUCCCUGACAGUAAAGAAUUCCCUGUGCCUUGCCCUAAUCUUUAUGUGAAGCUGAAUGCCUUGCAAUUUACAUUGGAUCCAGUGAGCUUGUUGUGGGUGAACUCCUUCGCUUUGGACCUUUAUCAGACCCUUCAGCAGUUCAAAGCCAUCUAUAAAUUGAAUAACUCUGUGAAAGUGGAUGAACAUGUUGAUUUUUGUAUGAAUGGGCUCGUGUUGAAGCUUGUAAUUCCAGUGGACCAGAAUGUAAUGGCUCAUCCAGAUAAGCCAGAAUACAUUACCAUUCAGACUUCAGAUGUUGUGGCUACAAACACGCGACACUCACCAAACUGUAAGCACUCUGAUCUCCAAAUGAUGCUGAAAGCCUUUAAAGACUGUGAAUUUUUUCAUGUGUCUUAUAAAGAGUUCCCUAAAUCUGUAGACAGUUUUGAUGUGCUUCAAACUGUAUUUUUUCAUCAUGCUUAUGAGCAACAAAUCAACCUGGACAGAAUUAGUACUCAGAAGAACCUUACUCCUGAUGCAUUAAAAACAUCAUCAGCUGCAGACACAUGGUCACUCCAUUUUUCUCAACUUUGGCUGGACUUUGAAGGUAAAGAGAGCUCAAAAGACAAGCCUUUCAGCUUUGUAGAUGCGUUUCCUCUUUCCAUAUGGGUGUCUCGACCAUCUAAGACACAAUCAAGUUAUUCAACAUCUGAAUGCACUACUAAUUUAGAAGAUUCCAAAAAUAGCAUGGAUCAUAAAUUUGAUAUGUUCAGUUGUACAGAGUCCUUUGGAAAUGGACUGCAGGAUUUCACAGCCACGCAAGCACUCAGGUCAUCCGAAGAGAUUUCUGCAGAUCUGACCACUCGGCAGGCAAGAGUGAGACAACCUGACAGAAAGGAUGACUCUGAGGCAGAUGUUCAUGUCCUUGUGUACAGUACUGCCCAUGUAAAAGCACGCAUGAACCACUACCAUUACCUUGUAUUACUGCGGCUAAAGGAAUGUCUUGCUCAGCUACAAGAUGACUUGACUCAGGAUAGGGAAAGAUUGACUAAAAAUAUUGUUAAAUCUGGUAGUAUUUGUAUAGGAUUGUUGAUUAAUAGUGCUGAAGUUGCUUUACUGCUUCAUCCAACUCCAACCACAGAUUGUGACCUACAGUCCCAAAACUCAGAAAGCACAAGCCUUGCUGAGUCCGAGCUUUCACCUUCUGAGAGUAGAGAAAGAUUGGCUGAGGAGGAGAAGCCUUUGAACAGAAUAAGUGAUCAGCUGGAUAAUACCAUCAGGUCUGUGGAUGAUAGUGGAAUUCACAGUGGGGACUUGAGUAUGGUUACCUUAUUGGAUUAUGGAGUUUCAGCACAAGAUGGAGUAAUUGUGAGUGAUGGUCCUUUAUCUAAUGCUCAGGCAGUAGGAAGUCAGUCAUCUGAAAAAGGACCUGUGGAAGAAGCAUAUGAAGCAGUAGAAUCUCUAGCAACGGAGGUUUCUGAAGAUAGCAGGAUUCCAAACAUCACUUUAGAAAAGAGUGAGCCUUUGGAUCUACAAACAAGCAACAUCGUGCAGAUGGAUCUUACUCCUUUUCAGAAUGUUGAUGUGGAUUCAACUCCAUUGAGUGUGUCAAAGGAUGUUGCUAAAGAAGCUCUGCUAAUGACUGUGGACUUAACUAAAGAAGCUGUUUCUCUGACAAAGGAUGCUUUCAGUCUCAGCAAGGAGAAGAUGGCUAACACUAUGCAAAAGAUGCUUUCCUUGUCUUCAUCAAGAGAACAGAUCUCUAAAGGUGAAGACAAUCCACCCUCCUUAUCCAGCACUAAACUCCGUUUCUUAAACAUGAAGCGCACCUCAUCACAGCAUUCCUUAGACACUACAUCACUUGAUGGCAGCUUGACAGAAGAUCGAAUAUCUGUCGACAGUGACAACAGUGAGAAAUAUGUCAUUCUCCUUGAAGCAGAAUCAGGGCAGGAAUCACCUCUCCCAAACACCAGCAUAGAUCAGAUACCAACAAUGAGCAGCAAUCAGAGUCUUCCAGAAAGUGCAGAUGGAGGGCACAGAGGAGAGGGAUUUCACGAACACUCGACAAUCACUAACUCCCUGACAGCAACUGAGAAUGAUUCAAAUGCUGAACAGGCUUCGGUGCUGUUACUGCAAAUACUUGAUGUGAACUGUGAGAUUGGUGUAAGAGGGGAUGAUGUUGCUGUCAGUGUCCAGGUGAAGGAAGUGAUUCCUGAUCAUUUGGGUAAUAUUGACGUGCAGAAGUUUCUGAGCAGCUAUGCAACUGGCUUCCAGAAGGCUUGUCCAAUAGAGUCUGACAGAACACAGCCUGCUGUAUGUUUGAGAUUUGAAUCAGGGCCACACUCAUCCGUUCACUCUCCACUUGCUGUUAAGAAUGGCUUUCUGCAUUUUCACAUCAGUAAUUAUAGUGCAGAGCUGUCAAUGUCUUCACUCGCAAACUUGGGUCCUUUCUUGGAGGAUGAGAUGAUUCCAGAAGUUAUUCCAAUGAAGAUAGAACUCUUCGACUGCAACAUUACUCUUAAGGAUGAUGGCCCAAGACUGUAUCCGACAUCUCCAGAUCCUGUACCCAUAAUUCUUCAUGUUGAUCACCUGAUGGUAGAGCGAGUUGAUGAUGGAACAUUUUGUUUAACAGCUUUGCAGAGAAGCCCAACUAAAGCAGAUGUGGAGAAGAAAGAGGCUCUUUCAGUCAAAAGUGGAUCUCAUCUGGUCAAAUUUGGAAUGAAGAAAGGUGGAGGAAUGCAGCCACAGUCAGAUGUUCAGAGUGCGUCAGAUCUAACUCUUGCGAAGGACGUGAAUGAGCUUCUUAAGCAGGAACUUGCCUGCACAAAGGAAGCUCUGAAAAAGGCAAAUCAAGAUAGAGAGAGAUUGCUGCAAGAAAUAAAGAAACUAAAUCCUGAUUUUAAUUUUUGAAUAUCACAGUUUGGCAUAUUAUCACUACCAACAGCCAAGACAACAAGUAACUAAAUAAACAUUACUCAAUGAUUUGUUACUGAAGAGGUCAGCAUAAUAAACCUCAGCCACUCACCAACAUUAUGUGAAAGAAUGAAGUUUUCAAGUGUGCAUAGAAGAAACUGAAGUAAUAUUUUAUUUUCAUUCACAUGAAGAACACAACAUGUUGGCUAUUGCAAGUAGCACAAUUGAAGAGGUUUUAUUGUGUAACAAUUAUAAUUCCAUAUGGUAAGGUUGAUAACCAUCUUGGUUUUAAUAAAAAUGAGUUUGCAGAAUGAAGACACUAUGGUAGGAGAUUUUGACAAAUGAUGCAAAAGGUUGAGAGUGCUUACAAUGUAUUAUGUUUACAAUGAAAAAUUGGGUGAAUUAGUUUACAGCAAAAUCUAGUAUAUAUAAUAGAUGCAGUAUCAAUUGCAAGCAAAUUAUUUAUUGGUGACCUCGUGCACUAAUAUUUAUUGUUGUACUGUGCUUACCUCUUCAAGUUUUACAGGUAAAAGUCCAAGUGUAAAAUGUCCUCGCAAACUAGAUGCUGUCUUGGCCAGCUGGCAUUUGAAGGCCUUGAAGUGGUUCAUUCUGCAUUUGAAACUGUCAUUGCAAGGUCUCUCAAGAAAAUAGUAAUUGACUAACAGAAAUAAAUUUUAACAGAACACCAAAUACAAACACCCCUGACACAAAUUGAAAGUUGUUUUAAGUGGUCUUCCCACUUAAGAGCACUGUUAUGUAGAUAUAUUGGCAAACACUUGCUUUAGUGAGAAUUCCUUGUGAAGGGCUCAUUUUCAGAGCUGUGGUUGAAGCAAUCUGUAUUGAUAGAAAGUUUGUUUUACUGCUUUAGGCCAGGCUUUAAAAUCUGUCAUCCAGUAUGUGAUCAUGAGAUACUAUCAUGGAUGGGAAUGUAGCAGAGAUUUACUAAGUUACCUUCUAAACCCAGUAGGACUUGAUGCAGAACAACAGAAUUCCAAAGCAGUACAUACAGUAGCUCGUAUUUAUAAUUUUGCUUUUUCCUUUUCUGUUCUCCUGUUAGGAGUUCGUGCAGAUGAAAUUGUAUCUUUUGUUUUAAAGAGCUGCUAAUUUUCAAACAUGAAGCAAAAUGUACUGUAAAUGAAGAUUUAGAAUUAGUUGGAAAAUACAAUACUAGUUAAAAUAUUGGAUACACCAAACAAAAUCAAAUUAUUUGAAUGACGACUUAACACAAUAAUUGCAACAGUAUACUGUGUGAUAUAAGGGACACACAUGCAAAGAACUGAACAAGAGAAAGUAUUGUUCAACUCUAUCGUGACUGCAAAAUAAAUUCAGCUUGUGAAACUCCUCCAGGUGCUUUACUCCAUGCAAAACUAGAUGGAAAUGUAUUGAGUGCUGCUAAUAGAAAUGCUCCCAAUUUUUAAACACAUUAUUAAUUUUUAAGAGUUUUAUAUCUUGAUUUCUGGCAUGCGAGAUAUUGUCCAUUAAUGUUUCUAUUUACAUAAUUAUAAUUCCCUGGUGGCUAGUUGCAGAUACUUAGACAUAUCAAAUUUUCAUAUUUCUAGUGGGUUUGGAGCAAUAGACUUGCUCCAUUCUGUGGAAGUUGGUCACAAUUUGGUCUUAGACACUAAAUUAUGGUGUGUUUCAUCUGACUUGAGUUUCGACCAUUGUGUUCUAUUUUUCAGCUGAUAAAUUGUCAUAACAGAAAAACCAUUGUCAUAAUCUCAACCAUUAUUCAAGGAUCUAUUUUAAAGCAUAAUAUUAAAAAUUAGCCAGCUAUGCUACUCUGGAAAACUUCCCAGUAAUUUAAAAUUAAUACAUGGGAAUGCAGUAUUUUAAUCUUAAAACAAAAUGCAUUGGAGAAGUUGCAGUCUACUCAAUUAUGGUUGAAAAGGAAUGUUGGGUCAGUUUCAUUCUUUUCAGUGCAAAAGUUCUUGCUCUUUGCAGAAAUGGAGUGCAGGUAAAUGCUGGUGAGAUCAGGGUCAUUUUACUCUUGUAAAAUGUUUACUUGACUGAAUGACCACUUGCUAGGUGCUGAUGGGACUGGAAUGUCUGGGUGGGUUGUAGAGGAUGAAUUGAUUGUAUUUCUGGAUAGAAAUGCAAAUACAUGCUCCCAUGACCCAAGUUUAUUUUUUAUUUAUGGAACAUAGCUCUUUUCAAAGACCUGACUAAUUUUCUUGUUAGCUACAGAAUAAAACAUUAUUUUGAAUAUUUUUUAUGUAUGUAUUACUUGAAUAUACUGUUUUACACCUGAUUACUUCCAUCUAAAGGGAGAAUGCAUACAUCUGAUUUUUUUUUUGAUUGUUUUGACCAGUCAUGAGAUAUUUUGAGUGGGAUGCAUUGUUUGAAGUCAACUUACUGCUUCACUGAGAUGUGAGGAAUUCAGCGAUCAGUGAUUCUUGUACUCAAUGGCUUUAUUUCAUUAAUAUUAAAAGUACUGAAUUCCCUCACUGACUCAGUGUGUGAAAAAUCAAAAGUUUUAUAUAUUUAAUUUGGAAGCUUUACUGACAUUAAUUUGCCCAUUGCCGCCUUAUCUGGACAUUCAAUUGAGAAGUAAAAAGAUGAAUAGUAAUUGUCAAUUUUAUUUAGCAUAAAUCUGUAAUGUUGAAAGCCCUAAUACUUACAAUUUUGUACAUUCACCCCUUUGUGGAAGUUUACCUUUAUCUCUUCACAUGAUUUUUUUCUAAUAAACAUGAAAAUAUAGAUAUUGUUGGGUUGGAAUUGAGGAAUGAGGAACCAUUUACUUCAGAUAUUUCAGCUGCAGUAUUGUGUGUCUCAGUAACCUUAUAGCACUAUUGAUUACACUGAAUUCAAUAACUGGGUACUCCCAGGCUUGUUCUUUUAAAGAUGAAAUGGUUUUGUAUUUUAUGACUGAAUAAAUUUCUAAAGUAUUAAAUUGUUUACAACAUGCCAAACGGCUAACCUGGUAGUUUAUGAAAUGUGUACAUAUGAAUUGUAUGCUUCUUUGCAAGUCUAGAAGGUUCAGUGAUGGGAUGAUAUUGUUGAGUUUGAUCAUUUCUAUACCUAACCAUUCAAAUUUUGAAGUGGAAUACAACUAUUGUCGCAGAAGUCUCGACAUUUUUUAAAUAGGUUUACUCACUGCCAGCGUUAUUCCCUUAAAGAGUUAUACAGAAAUUAGCAAUGUUUGAUGCUCUGCAGUGUUGAUUGCCAACUUAGUUUUGUCACUUAUUUUAUCAGCUUACUAUUUUAAAAAACUAAUGGUACUACCGUAUAUUUGGAAAGGUUAAAAUGCAGCUAUUAUACUGAUUAUCUAUGGGUCAAGUGCCUAAUUUUGCACCUUACUUGAGAAAAUUAUUAAAAGAACUUGCACGCACCUUGGUGUAAAGCAAGGAUUAUUUUGGUCAAGAAUGAUGCAAUCCACUUUUAAACAUGAUCGUUUAUAUUUUCCAAAACCAUAACACAAGUUUAUACCAGUGUAACAAGAUGUAUCUGGAUUCAGUAAGCCUCUGCAUUAACUGUGGAGAAACUAAGCUGAAUCAAAACAUCAGUGAGUCUUCGAAUUCCAGUAUUUACUGUUUUCAUGAAAGCUCAACUCUUCCUCUGCCUAAUUACUCUUCUAUCAUCAAUAGACCAUGUAUUGUUCAUUGAAGUAAGACAGACUACAGCAAAGCUUUUUCUUGUGAACAUUAUAGUUCAUGCUGUUGAAUCAGAUUCUACCAUCAUACAUUAAUGCUCUAACACACUGUACUAUUUCUUAAGGUAUAUGAUUAGAAGUUUGCAAAUGCCAGAAAUUUUUACAAUAAUCACCUUCAGCACAAGGCUUGAACCAUGUCACUGUUUUAACUGAACACUUUUGGUAUGCACAUACAAAAAAUCUACCAUUGUCUUUUGUAAUAAAAUGUUGAAUAGGUAGAAUUAUGCUCUAAAAGCACAAUCAUUUAGUAAAUCUGAACUGUUAACUUCUGAUGGAAUUUCCUUUCUCCUGCAGAUUUCACUCUUGUUCUGUUUAAUCCUUUUGGUAGUGCAUGUACUGUAAUGCUUUGUUUCAUAUCUAAGUGCAAUUACUGCCUUGAUCUGUUGGAUUUAAGCUAGCACUUCCAAAUGUUCUGGAACCACUUGGAAAACAUCUUUCUGGUAACACUGGUGUUUUGAGUUUUACAUAACAUUUGACACUAAAUACUAGAAUUUUAAAUUGUAUGAUGGGGACAAACUCAUUUUUCCAGCAAAAUUAAUUUUUGGAAAGAAAGUUAUACAAAUAGGUGUUUUAAUAAAUUCAUUGCUUACUAAGUAAUAAGCCACACCGGAAAAUUGAAAAAUACCAUCUUUACCAAACAGAAGGCAAUUCUAAAUUUUCCUCAAUAACUGAAUACAAUAUUCAAACAGCUUGUACUUCUGCCCAAAGCUUGUGAGCAUCGAGGGUUUUGGCAAGUACAGACCUCACUUGUCCCCAUUUUUACAAUUGUCCCACUGAUCUUUACUUUAUCAUUUUAAAUUAUGGAAAAGCUGUUCACAGUUGUUGAAAUUGAAUUCUGAUGAGUCUUGUCACUGUCAAGCCAGCUUUUCUUCUAAUGACUCUAAACCAAAUUUAGAUGAUGAUUCAACUGCAGUAACCAAAUGACUAAAGAUAAUCCAUUACAAUUUAUGUUUGUGCAAUUGUUAAAAUCUAUUGUAGACAUUGAGUCAUGAGUACAGGAACACUUGGUUAUAUUUAAUACUCCGCAAUUAUUUUAGUACUGUACAGUUAGUGCAUGAGCAUUGUAACAAACUGGAAGUUAAGUGGUUUACAAUGUGUAUUUGAAGCAUUUAUUUUGAAAUUCUGAUGUGUGGUAUUUUGUUCCAAUUUUGUUUAGCACCACUCCUGUACAAGUUGAAAACUGGUUCUGUGAACCAGUAAUGUUAAGUAUUUUUGAAAUAAAUUUGUCAUCUAAAGA